Cavia porcellus (domestic guinea pig) is the source of this 1015-nucleotide messenger RNA. It is a transcript of the gene Psma2, whose product is annotated as proteasome 20S subunit alpha 2. Gene Ontology annotation, cellular component: proteasome core complex; proteasome core complex, alpha-subunit complex. The coding region runs from base 150 to 854 and encodes 234 amino acids. The record is from RefSeq and is a predicted model, not a curated record. NCBI's taxonomy places the organism in Eukaryota, Metazoa, Chordata, Mammalia, Rodentia, Caviidae. The transcript has 8 exons. Gene Ontology annotation, biological process: proteasomal protein catabolic process; ubiquitin-dependent protein catabolic process.
CUAAAACUACGACUCCCAAAAUUCAUCGGGGGCGACUUUGACUCUCCCCUCCAAUCAGAGAGAGAGGAGGGAGUUGCUGGGACGGGAAGUGAAAUUAAACUGACCGUAAAGCGCAUGUGUGCGGAUGUGCUUGGGCUCUCCGGUUAAAGAUGGCGGAGCGCGGUUACAGCUUUUCGCUGACAACCUUUAGCCCAUCUGGAAAGCUUGUCCAGAUUGAAUAUGCACUGGCCGCGGUAGCUGGAGGAGCCCCUUCCGUGGGAAUUAAAGCUGCAAAUGGUGUGGUGUUAGCAACUGAGAAGAAACAGAAGUCCAUUCUGUAUGAUGAGCGAAGUGUACACAAAGUAGAGCCAAUUACCAAGCACAUAGGUUUGGUGUACAGUGGCAUGGGUCCAGAUUACAGAGUGCUUGUGCACAGAGCUCGGAAACUCGCCCAGCAGUACUACCUUGUUUACCAGGAGCCCAUCCCUACAGCCCAGCUGGUACAGAGAGUAGCUUCUGUGAUGCAGGAGUACACCCAGUCGGGUGGUGUUCGUCCAUUUGGCGUUUCUUUACUUAUUUGUGGUUGGAAUGAGGGGCGACCAUAUUUAUUUCAGUCAGAUCCAUCUGGAGCUUAUUUUGCCUGGAAGGCCACAGCAAUGGGAAAGAACUACGUUAAUGGGAAAACUUUCCUUGAGAAAAGAUACAAUGAAGAUUUGGAACUUGAAGAUGCCAUUCACACAGCCAUCUUAACUCUGAAGGAGAGCUUUGAGGGUCAGAUGACAGAAGACAACAUAGAGGUCGGCAUCUGCAACGAAGCUGGCUUCCGGAGGCUCACUCCGACCGAAGUUAAGGACUACUUGGCGGCCAUUGCAUAAUAGUGAAGAGAUGGAGUGACCUGAGAUUUCAGAUAAUCUAUCUACUUAAACAUGUUUAAAGUAUGUUUUGUUUUGCAGACUUUUUGCAUACUUAUUUCUACAUGGUUUAAUGGACUGAUGUUUUUAAAAUGACACAAAUCAUAAUAAACUGUUAAAUCCAA